UCCAUGUGCUGGUUCUACCCGGGCCGGAACCGCCGGCGGCGGCACCUGGUUUCCGCGGGGACCCACUUCCCGGACGGACCCGACCUCCGCGGGACGCGGCCCGGCAGCAUCGAGUCUGAUCAAGAAAUGCUGGCAGAAUGUUGGGCUCUUGGAUAUUUUGCCAUGUGAAUUUGCCCAUGCGAUGUCUUGUUCACGGUGUACACCGCUGGAGGUGGCCUGCCUGUGGACGGAGGAAUGUUGGGCAUUUCAGAAAAGGCGUGCACACCACAAGAACACCAUUCAGUGGUAGGGUCACCCCUGUCUUCACUAGAGCUCUGGCUUUUGGUGAUAAAAUUGCCAUCAUUGAUCAAAAUGGAGAGCACACGUACAGGGACCUUUACACUCAAAGUGUCCACUUGUCUCAGCAAAUCUGUGAAGUGCUCAGAUGUUCCAGUGGAGACCUAAAGGAGGAGCGGAUCUCGUUUUUGUGCCCAAAUGAUGCCUCAUAUGUGAUUGCCCAGUGGGCUUCCUGGAUGAGUGGAGGCAUAGCUGUUCCCCUGUACAGGAAAUACCCAGUGCGGGAACUGGAGUAUUUCAUCCAAGACUCCCAGAGUAGUCUAGUCAUUGCCACGGGAGAGUAUGUGAGGGACAUAACCCCUAGUGCUGAGAAACUGGGAAUACCCGUUCUGCCACUUGUUAACUCCGGUAGCGAUGGAUGUAUAAAUGAUAAGACUGUGGAAGCGUUCCCCUUGGCAACUGACUGUCCUGAGUGGAAAGAGAGAGGAGCCAUGAUCAUCUACACCAGUGGGACUACAGGAAGACCAAAAGGUGUCCUUAGUACCCAUCAGAAUGUGCAAGCUGUGGUCACAGGGCUGGUUGACAAAUGGGAGUGGACGAAGGAAGAUGUUAUCUUGCACGUGCUGCCUUUACACCAUGUCCACGGAGUGGUCAAUAAGCUGCUGUGCCCUCUUUGGGUGGGAGCUACGUGCAUCAUGCUACCUGAGUUCAGCCCUCAGAAGGUUUGGGAGAAGUUCUUAAGCCCCAGAGCUCCACGGAUCAGCAUCUUCAUGGCGGUCCCCACUAUUUACUCCAGACUGGUGGAGCAUUAUGACAGGCAUUUCUCUCAGCCUUCUGUCCAGGAUUUCGUACGUGCCACGUGCCGGGAUAAUUUCAGGUUAAUGGUUUCAGGAUCGGCAGCCCUUCCUGUGCCAGUCCUGGAGAGGUGGAAGAACAUCACCGGACACACGCUGCUGGAGAGGUACGGGAUGACAGAGAUCGGAAUGGCACUUUCUAACCCCUUGCACGGAGUUCGUGUCCCAGGAUCUGUGGGGACGCCGCUGCCAGGGGUGGAAGUGCGCAUUGCCACGGAGCGCUUCAGCAGGGAAGGUCCUUCCUACACCAUCCACGCUCAAGGAGAUGAACGUGACACAAAGGUGACCCCCGGCUUAGAUGGCAAAGAAGGUGAGCUUUUCGUUAAGGGGCCUACAGUAUUUCGAGAAUACUGGAAUAGACCUGAAGAAACAAAAGACGCUUUCACACCCGAUGGCUGGUUCAAAACAGGUACUGUGCUGGUCCCACUGGGGUGUGCAUGA
Messenger RNA from Terrapene triunguis (Three-toed box turtle), 1571 nucleotides. RefSeq names its product acyl-CoA synthetase family member 3, mitochondrial. Bases 138 to 1571 code for a protein of 477 amino acids. NCBI's taxonomy places the organism in Eukaryota, Metazoa, Chordata, Testudines, Emydidae. The record is from RefSeq and is a predicted model, not a curated record. Gene Ontology annotation, molecular function: medium-chain fatty acid-CoA ligase activity. Gene Ontology annotation, biological process: fatty acid metabolic process. The transcript has 7 exons.